AUGUGCGAUUCACAACAUACGCGUGGUUUCAGUUACGUAAACGAGGAAUCCAUCGACGCCGAUGUCAAGUGCGCGAUUUGUACAGAUCCUUAUCUUGAUCCUAUAGUAGUAUUAACUUGUAAUCACAUAUUCUGCCGAUCAGGCAUCGAACGAGUAAUGAAAGACAAACCUGUUUGUCCUAUGUGUCGCCACAUGCCUUUCACUUUAAGUGAACUACAACCAGCAAAUCUACCUCUGGUUAAUUGCCUCAAUGAACUUUUAGUAAAAUGUGACACUUGCAAUCAAAUGAACAUUAAACGAAAUAUGUUCGAUGAACACAUUAAUAAAUUAUGCCCCAAAGCAAAAGUGACGUGUUCGGCUGCUGAUCUAAAAUGUGAAUGGACGGAUUCACGUGAUCAACUCAAUGAUCAUUUAGCACAUUGCAAGUUCGAACCUCUGAGAUCUGUUUUGAGUCCUUUAUUACUUAUGGCGAAACAAGUAGAACGAAUUCAGACUGAUAAUCAAGAACUACAGCUGCAAGUCAAUGGACUUCAACAUCGAUGCAAGCAACUUGAAAUGAGAAUGCACGAAACUUGCACAAUUCCAUUACGCACUGCUUCUGACAUUGAUAUUAAUGCCAAAUGGACAGCAAAUGGGUUGACUGUGGCAGGAUAUAAUUCAAGUGGUGAUGGAUUGAAUCAAUUUUCGAAUCCACAAGGUUUAUAUUUACAAGAUGAACGCACACUUUAUGUCGCUGACUUUUCAAAUCAUCGUAUCGUGGAAUGGAAACUAGGAGAACCAAAUGGAAAAAUUGUAGCCGGUGGAAACGGAGCAGGAUGUAGAGAUAAUCAAUUGGAUUAUCCUACCGAUGUGAUUGUUGACAAAGAAAAUGAUUGUCUCAUUAUCUGCGAUCGAGGGAAUCGUCGAGUGGUUCAAUGGUCUCUUCGAGAUUCAACACACGGAGAAACAAUUAUUGCAGACAUCAGUUGCAAUUGUUUGACAAUGGACGAGAAUAAACAUUUGUAUGUUACUGACGUCACCAAUAACGAAGUUCGACGAUGGCGCGCGGGAGAAACUGAAAGGACAGUAGUGGCAGGUGGAAAUGGAACAGGCAACCGUCUCGAUCAACUUGAUUAUCCUACUUUUAUUUUCGUUGAUCGGGAUCAUUCUGUGUACGUAUCGGACUAUAAUAAUCAUCGUGUGAUGAAAUGGACCGAGAAUGCUAGAGAAGGAAUAAUCGUGGCAGGUGGUCGAGGCCGCGGUGACUCUUCCAGAAAUUCCUAUUAUCCAGGAGGAGUAAUUGUUGAUCAAUGGGGCAAUGUUUAUGUGGCAGAUAGUGAAAUUCAUCGAGUGGUUUGCUGGAAAAAAGGUGCUGCAGAAGGCAAAGUUAUUGCUGGCGGAAACGGUCGAGGAGCACAACCGAAUCAACUCAAUCGUCCUGCAGGGAUACUAUUCGAUAAACAUGGAAACUUGUUUGUAUCAGACUUUGAAAAUCAUCGUGUGCAAAAAUUUGAAAUCACUACAAGAGACCCUUGA
This is a messenger RNA of Rotaria socialis, 1515 nucleotides long. The record is from the annotation of a GenBank genome assembly. Lineage: Eukaryota; Metazoa; Rotifera; Eurotatoria; Philodinida; Philodinidae.